CGCUACGAGCUGCUGAAGGCCGACGGCUACCGAGUUUUCAGACGAAAGCUAGAGGUCUUCGAGAGGUGCUGCCGCAAGCGCGGCACGACCGCCAUCAGCGAGGGAGCGUUUCUGGUCAUGAACUCGCUGCAAGGAGAGGCGGCUGAGGCCACGGAAGAGAUCGACUUGGACCUGCUAGAGACGGACGAGGCCUUCAGGCCGCUGUUCAAGGUCCUGGAUGAGUACCACAAGUAUGAUAACCAGACUGAGCUGUCAGCCCGGACGGAUCAGUUCUUCGGCAGGUUCGCCCGCCAGGAGAAGGAAUCCAUGAAGAUGUACUGCCUACGACAUCAGCGCGACAUAAGGAAGCUGAAGGAAGUGGGCAUGGAGAUCCCAGAUAUGCUAGCGGGCUGGCACCUCCUCACAAGAGCGGCGAUCCCACCGUCAGGUGCCGCCCAGGUUCGGAGUCAAUGCGUAGACGGCCUCAGUUGGCAGAAAGUGAAGAAGGCGUUGCUCGACACGUACGGAGCCGAAGGUCUGCCCGACAAGCGCGACAUCAAACGAGUGGAGAAUAUGCUGUUCGGGCAGAACACCAAGGACGAUGCUCACUACACGAACGAUUACGAGUGGGAACGAGGCCUGAGCUACGAAGACACGUACCUGGAGGAGGAAGAGUAUGACGAUGAAGAUGAGUACGAGUACGAAGAUGCAGACGAGGAGGCCGAGAUCGCGGAGGAGUUGCCCCAGGAUGUUGAGGACGCUCAGCUCGCGUGCGACGAGGCCUACCUGAGUUUCGUGGAUGCCACGAAGCGUGUGGCUGAGAUCGCGAAGUCCAGAGGCUUCUACCCGAUCGUCGCCGUGGCGCCCGACAACAACUACCGUGAAGCACGACCGGCCCGAGCCCCAGGCAAAGGCAAGGGACGUGGACGAGGCAAGGGUAAAGGCAAAGGCAAAGGAUCCAGUCAGCCACGACGAGAUCCAUCAGCGUUCAAGUUCCCGAAAGCCCCGUUCACCCGCUCGCCGCCUGCAUCGAGUGCGGGAUCGAUCGGGGCGGGCUCGACCCAGCAGCACGGCCCGAGAUUCAAGAGGUUCUGCCGCGGCGGGUUCAGCAGGCCGGAGACCGAGUCAGGUAACAUGGUCGAGGACGUCGAGACGUUGGAGUACGCGAACUCGACCGAGGAGGUGUUCCUGCUUACGGUCGGCAAGGGCAUCGGCGACGGAGGCGCAACGCGGCCCGUCAUGGGCGACAAGGUUUGGGCGCAGUGGGAGGAGCUGCUGCGCGUGAAGCAGUUGCUGCACGAGGUCAAGUAUGAGAAGAGUGAUCGACGGUUCAGGUUCGGAGACGGUAAGACGCUUGAGGCACAGAAAGCAGUGGCGUUGUCGGUAUGGCCGUUCGGGAUCAAGAAGCAAGUCACCAUCCACCUCGUCGAGGGGUGGGCGCCGCUGCUCAUCGCCAGGCCCUGCAUGGAGGAGUGGGGUCUCAUUCAGGAUUAUCGAGCAGGCACGUUCAUGAUGAAGGACCUCCCCGACAAGGGCUGGAUGAAGUCUGAGCGAGAUGAGAAGGGCCACUUCAUCAUUGAUUUGCUGGGCAGCGCCGGGAAGGAAGCAGACGACGCCACGAACGAGGGCGCUCCCACGGACGGCGAGGAGAGCAGCGACGACUCGACGGACAAGACCGUCCCGGAGUUCUACGACAUCGGCAGCGACGACGAGGCGCUGACGACCAAGGGUUUCCUAUACAUGGACGCGGACACCUACUCCGACCUGAUCUUGGCCCUAGAGCAAGCGGAGACCGACAUGAAGGACACGCUUAGAGGACCCCGCGAGCGCGUGGUCUGGGAGGUCUUCGUGGACCAAGGGGCGCUGUCGGAGGAUCUGCUGGAGUUCCCGCAGGUCAAGGUGAUCCAGUUCAGGAUAUGGUGUUCUUGGCAACGUGUCAAUGAGAAGUUGUCGGAGGAACACGCGAAGGAGAUCAACCUCACCCGACAGAGAGAGGAGAAGACGUUCCUCAAGAUGGUUCGAGAUGCGUUUGUGAAGCAGCAGAACGGCGGACGUCAUGCGUACGUAGAAGGCCCGUGGCAAGGGCUACAGUGGCAGACCAAGACCUGGCAGAAGCUGCCUGGAUACCACUGCCGGCUCGACCAGUGCAGGUUGGGCGCGAAGUUCGAGAUCAAGGGUAAGUUCAUGCCGUGCCAGAAGCCCACGCGACUCCAGUCCACGAACAAAGAGUUUGUUCACCACGUGAACAUGAAAUUCAGCUGUACCGAGGAGCACGUGGUUUUGCGCGGCAGGCUUGCCCAGCAGGCCCAGAACUACCCGAGACCGAUGGCGCGAAGGAUGGCCUACUUGAUCGCCUAUCAGGGCAUGGCCGAUGACAUUGAGGAUGCCAACGCCGCCGAGGAGGUCUCCCAGGAUAUUGACGCCAUCGAGUACACCGACGUGAUGCAGGAGCUGAUGAAGCGUUUCAACGUGUCGACGACCAGGGCGGUCAGGCGCGCUCACAUCAGCCUGGGCCACCCUUCCAACGCGGCACUGGCUACCGCCAUGAAACACGCGAAGGCCCCGGCCGAGUGGCUCCAGUGUGCCAAGCUCUUCCAGUGUGCAGUGUGCCUGAGCAGGCAACGACCGCGAGCAGUGCGCGUAGCUGUGCUGCCGAAGGCUAGACGGCUCAACGAGGUCGUGAACACCGACGUCUACUACGUCACCUGGAAGAACAAGGAGCGAAAGAUCGUGGCCAUGAUGGAUGAGUUUACGCGCUGCGAGGUGGACUACCCGAUCGCGAAGGAGACUUUCAAGAAGGAGGUGCAGCUGUUUCAGAAAUUGUGGAACAGCUGGGCUGGCAAGCCCGACGCCAUGAGGAUGGACAUGGCGGGCUCGCACACGUCAAGAAAGAUGCAUCAGUGGAUGAGCAAGCACGACAUCGCGCUCGACCUGAUCCCGAAGGGCGCGCACCACAAGCUCGGACUCGUGGAGCGCAACCAUGCGGUCAGGAGGGAGCAGCUCAGCAAGUACCACCUGCAGUUUCCCGACGACUCGCCCAAGACCGCGCUCAGGAUGACCGCCAGCCAGCGGAACAUCUUACGCAACGUGCACGGGUAUUCGCCCGCGACGCUGGUGCUGGGUACACAGCCCAAGGUGCCUGGCGCGCUGUGCGACGAGGACUUCGGCCUGGCGGAGCAGGCCGCGCUGGUCGAUCCCAAGAGCGAGGUGCACGAGAUAAUGGUCAGGCGCGCUGCGGCGGGGACGGCACUCUCCGAGGCCAACUGCUCUCGUGCCGUGCGAGCUGCGCUGUUGGCGCGCAGCAGGCCGACGCGCCGCGAGUGCCAGAUCGGCGAGUGGGUCUACUUCUGGCGACCCGAGAUGUCGACGGGCAUGGAGAAGUGCCACUGGCAUGGCCCGGCGCUGGUGGUGGCGGUGGAGUCGAAGGUCAACGAGGACGACGUGAUGCACGCGUCCGUGGUGUGGGUCACGCACGGGUGCACGAUCUACCGAUGCACGGUGGAGCAGCUCCGCCCCGAGCUGCGGACCAAGGGUACCUGCAGCUUCAGUGACCUCGCCGAGGGGGGCCAGCGGCCCCAGUGCGACGACGCCCUGGGCGACAUGGGCGCACGGCAGCCCGGCGCCCAGGGACACCCCGAUGGAGAUCCUGUUGGACAAGGACGAGAGGAGCCGAGUGGAGCGGCUGCCGCGGCAGCUCCCGAGGCCCACCAGCCAGCUGAGGCUGGCGAGGAGGCGGCUCCAGACCCCGCGCCUGCGGGGGCCAGCGCUGCGCGAGAGCGUGGCGCCGCUGCGAGGGAGCCGAGCAGAGUCCACAUCGAGGCGAUGGCCAAGAGGAGCAUCGAGGAGGCCGACAGGCUGGGCGGCAUCCCCUUGGCAAAACGCGCCCGCAUGUCGUGGGCCAGGCUCGCGCCGCAGCAGGAGCGGGGGCAGUUCUACGCAGCCAAGCUGGAGGCCCUCGAGGUGUUCAACAAGAACGACGGCUGGGAACCCAUCGACGAGGCGGAGGUGGACCCAGCGGCGUGUUGCCCGCUACGCUUCCUGCUGAAGUGGAAGGUGAAGGACGGGCAGCUAGUGGCCAACGCUCGAGUGCUCUACCAAGGUAUCAAGCACCGCGACGUGGCCGAGAGCCAGCUUGACAAGGAGGCGCCCACUUUGAGCAGGCUGGGCCGACACACGGUCAUGCUGUGGGCAUCUUUGAGGAAGUGGAGACUGUUCGCUGCGGAUGUGAAGUCCGCAUUCCUGCAGGCCGAGGACGUCAGUGUUCGCGGCAUCAAGCUGUGCGCGAGCCCGACGAAGGAGAUGAGGGGCAUGCUUGUACACCAGAUCGGCCUGCAGCCAGGACAUUUGCUCAAGAUGAUCAAGCCUUGCUUUGGGGGGCCGCGGUCGCCCAAACUCUGGCACUACCGCUCCGACGAAGUCACGAGGGAGAUCGGGUUCAGGAAUCGCUGGCUCGAGGAUUGCUUGCUGCUGUCCUUGCGGGCCGCGCGACCCUCGGACGACCCGUUCGACGUGUGCAGCUUCGACGGCCAGACGUUCGUGGUGGACGGGUUGAUCGGCAAGCACGUGGGCGACUUCAUCGGCUGCGGCGAGAACGCGAGUUGCGAGGAUGACCUAUGCGCCAAGCUGGACGACACCGAGUGCUUCCAGGCGCGGCUGGGCAUGCUCAGCGAGAAGUUCAAGUUCGGCAAGUGGGAGUUCGGACCGAGCCUAGUCUUCACCGGCGGCGAGGUGGGGCAGUCCCUGAGCACCCACGCGAUCACCAUCAAGUUCGAGAAGUACCUGCACGCGGUGAAGCCCAUCACCGUGGAAAAGCACCGGCGGGCAGAUCCCACCAGCGCGCUGUCGCCGAAGGAGCUCACGAGUUUCAGGGCCCUGAACGGCCAGCUACAGUGGCCGGCAGCCCAGGGGGUCAUCAUCGCGGUGGCGACCGUAUCGUUCAGAGCCGAAGCGACUGGACACGCGACAGUGCAGGAUUUGCUGGAUGCGAACAUAGAUUUACGGUACCUGAAGGCCAACGCGGAUGUGGGACUGUGCUUCGGCUUCGACAGGCCGUGGAGUGAGUUGCGCGUUGGAGGCUACUCAGACGCGAGCUGGGCCAGUCGACCUGACGGAAGUUCCCAAGGAGGCUAUCAAAUCUUCGUCGGACCCGAGGGCGAGCUCAACGCCGGCACCCCGACACCGUUCGUGGCCAUGGAGUGGGCCUCGAAGAAGCUGGUGCGGUUGUGCAGGAGCUCUCUGUCCGCCGAGGCGCAAGCCGCGGCGCUGGGAGCCGACUCGCUGAUGUGGGUGAAGGUCUUUUUGGCCAUGAGUCUGAGGCCUGACCUCGGACAUGAUGCCGCCAUGACAUACCUCGGAGUGUCGCCGUUCAUCGCGGACGCGAAGUGCCUCUACGACGCCUCGCGGUCAGCGACGGCAGGAUUGGGCAUCGCAGAGAAGAGGACGGCCAUCGAGGUGAAGAUCGUGAACGAGCAGCUGGCAGAGGUCAACGCUAGGUGGAAGUGGGUGAACACCCAGCAGCAGAUGGCAGACGGACUUACCAAGCUUUCGGCGCGCCAGAUGAUGGUGGAUGUGCUACGCCGUGGAGUUCAUGCCUUGCGCUGCGACCCUGACUUCGUGGCCGGCAAGAAGCUCGCCAAGCGUGCGAUGGAGCAACGCGAGAAGAAGCUGGACCAGGCAGGAGAAGAGUUGCUCGACACCUUCGAGAAAGAGCCCGUGGCGAAGGCGAAGGCCAAGGCCAGGACGCGCCAUUUUGGCGCGAGUGGAGCUCGUUUGGCAGCUACGUUGGCAGCUUCGGGAGCGACUGGCUCUGGAGCCGAGGUGGUGCAGUAUACGCCCAGCGGCGUCGAGCUAUUCCACCCACCGACCAACGACGGCUGGGACAACCUGCUGGCGAGGUUGGCCAUGUUCGGAUUCCUGACGGCGAUGCUCAUGGCUUUUGGCUGUGGAUUCUGGGUCGGCACCUGCUGGACGCGCUGGACUACGACGAGCGCUGAGCAGAAGAGCAUCAGGCCGCGUGAGCCUGAGACCGGGCCGACGGAGAAGCAUUACGUCGAGGGGGCCGAGAAGAUGACGACCGGACACGCAGACGCCAAGGUUCCAGCCGCUGCCCGAGUACGCGCGCGGAGCUUUCAUUGGAUAGAGGACGACGAGGGGGACCCAGCCUACGGCUACGUGGCGGCGCUGUCGCAUGAGUUGAGGUGCAUCGAGAUGCACAACUACGUGAGCGCCCACGAGGCGCGGACUUGCUUGCCUGGCGAGAGCGACCGAUCGCCCCGCGUGCUGAAAUAA
This is a messenger RNA of Prorocentrum cordatum, 6267 nucleotides long. NCBI's taxonomy places the organism in Eukaryota, Dinophyceae, Prorocentrales, Prorocentraceae. The record is from the annotation of a GenBank genome assembly.